AAGACUUUCCAACGCCAUCAACAAUGCAAGUGACGAUAGCAAUAUUGUUACCAUCACUGUGGUGUCGACACAGUUUAGUAUUCAUCACGAAGUUACCAGAUGCAGAAUGUUUGGUGUAUUGUAACACCAAUGGCUGUAUAUAUCGUCGUUUCGUUGUCGUUCAUAUUGUUUGCUGACUGGCUGCCUAGUUAGUGGAGCGAAGGAUGACGUCAGUGGAGAGGGAAGGCACGGACCUUCCAUUGCAGCGGUUAGUUGUUGCUCCAGCAAUGGCAGCUGAUGCUGCUACUACUGUUGUUCCCGACUCAGAGUGCUGCUGAAAGUUCCAGGAAAGCGCCGGACAGUGUGAGUCAUUCGUGGAGCAGCAUCGAUGUUGGUAGCGCGAGGUCCGGGCUGCUGCUACGUCUAUUACUGCAGCGGGUGUUACAGCAACUGCGCUUUGACUGGCCUAGCUCGACUCUGCCUUCCCGCGCCCGUUCGCUUGCCUCGCUAGCUAGUUGGUUCACGAGAUAGAUCAUGGCAGUGCAUACCCGAGCGGCUACACAACAGCGUGCCAGUACUGGUAGUAGUAGCACUAACAGUAACAGCAGUUACAGCUACCACAACAGAAUCAGUAGAAACCACACUAAAGGAAAUAUUAAAACAAGGCCGCAAAAAAUUCGCUUUCAGUAUAGUGAGCACAAUGUAGGGGGGGUCGGCAAGAAAGAUAGAACUACUCGUAAUAGCAGGACAGAUUCCGAAAUAAGCAACAGCUUUAUGGUCGAAUGUAAGGGGUCGAACGCGAAUAACAAGUCUCCAAAAGUGGCAAGUGAGCAGUCAAAAAAAGUGUCAAGGAGAAAUUGUGGCAUAAAAAAGCGGUCAGCGAAGGUUGCCUUGACGAUUGAGAGCAACUCUGCUGGUGCUAAAAAAUCCGUUGUUGGGUCGACAAAGGCUGCUAAAUCGAAGGAAGUUGUGUCUGAUAUAUCUAAAAACAUUAACAUCGAAUGUCUUAACGAACCAUCAUAUCCAACGGGAGUUAGAUCUUCUCAACGUGCGUACUCACUGCUUUCUUAUGCGGAUACUGGCAACAAAAAGGAUUACGCGGAUGCGGUAGAACAGACUGGGAGUGGUAAAGUGCAGGCCUUCUCUAAAAAUUCAUUGCGCGCAAAAGUACACUCAUGCGAAAAAGUGAGAAGCAGGUACUCUAGAAGUGGCAAAACUACCCCCAAAGACAAGGUUGGAAAAAGCAGUCCUAAAUUAAAAAAAGUCAACAUUGAAACUGCCAGUGGAAAAACAAAGGUGAUACUUGUACCUCAAAAAGAUACGUGCGGGAAGGGUGCAUUACCCUCAUCGCGGGGGGCAACAAACACAGUAACGAGCCUUGGUAAAGUUAAGUCUUCACGUAGCGGUAUAGCUUUUAGUGAAGAUUCUGCCCGGUGCAAAAAAAGUGGCAAGAUGUUUCAGUACUCGCCAAAUCUCAGUAUUCCUACGCGGACGACUUCCACCCUGACACCGACUACGCUGCGCAAUAUUCAAGAUUCUUUCGUCGAGUACGACAAUGAGGUUCAACCUCCUAUGGAGCACCAAAUGGCAGCCGGGUUUGCACCUCCCUCUGUAAUAGUGCAGCAGUUUGCCUCCAACGGAACCCACAACAGUCAAGGUGUACUUACCCCCGUGGUCGGGACAAACCCAAACAGCAACAGUCUCGAAGACAACGCUGUGAGCACACUCCAGCGCGAACGACACGACAUUGAGGUAAAACAAGAAAUAAUUGAAGAAGAUGCAGGCUGGGUUCAGACUCCGUGGACAGAUCCAGGUCUUUUGCCUUCGACCGCUUCGAGAUCGGGUACAGCAGGGGACAUUACUAAUUCCAGUGUCGUGGACUUUCAACAGGGUCAUUUAAACUUCCCUCAAAUUUCUGAUGUUACCAGAACAUCAGUGCCCUCGUUAAUUGGAUCAGUGGAGGACUGCAAUGGAGCAAAUACCGCAAAUAAGAGACGAACUGCGUUGUCAAAUUGUGCUGCGACGUCAAGAGGUACCACGACCUUUACGCCAAGCUCCGCACAUGAACAAAGUUGUCAUCCUUCGACGUCCCGACGAAAUCUAAAAGAUGAGGGAUUGCCGCCCGAAGAAGAAGAAAGACGACGUCAGAGACGGGAGAGGAAUAAACUCGCUGCGGCAAGAUGUCGACAAAGGCGUGUGGAUCAGACGAAAGAACUGCAGGAUGAGGUGGACGGGCUAGAAGGUACACAGAAAAAAUUACGCGGAGAACUUGAUUCAUUAAAACAAGCCAAAAAAGAACUUGAAAAACUCCUUCAACAACAUUCGUGUAUUCAACAACGUCAGAGUGGUAUUUCUCCGCCGAAUAAUUGCCGGCUUAGAGCUCCUGCUACGGCUACACCAGGUGCAACCAGCGCUGUUACUGUAAUCGACAGUCAUCUACAGGCACCAGAAGCCAUCGCCGUCCCUACACAGGUCAAGGUGAUUGUCCGUUGCAAAGAUACUCUGGAUUCCCGGUUGAUCGAGUCCACUGCUGCGCCUCAGCCACAAACUCAACAACCAGAGAAGCGAACGCGUCCAACCAGUUUGGCUGUCAACAUGUUUGAAGGGACCGGAAUACCCGUACAAACGCCAUCUGCAGGCAUGAGUGGUUUCAGAGGAACAUCAUCAUUUGUGUUUAGUGUUGCUAUAAAGUUACUACACAUUGGGAGAUGUUUGAGAGAAGCAGUACGGCCAACAAGGAUUCGUAUACAAUCAAGUUGCAUCGACUAAACGAACUUAUCCAACAAGAAAAGGAAAUUAUCGCAAGAGAUAUCGCAAGAGGCAUUAAAAUAAUCUGGCAAGAUCUUGGAAAGUUCUUCUUUCUUCACCAUAUUUUCCAGGGUUCGCAUGGACGGCUUACCUUUUUUUUAUUACUGCUAAAGAAAACUCCUAACAGUUUUUUUGGCAACGAAGAGUGUACCAGAAACUAGCUGAAAAAGUUUUUCAAUACCGGAUAUGAGAACUUCUACCGAAAUAGAAUAAAUGAAUUAGUUAAAAGAUAAGAGAGGGUCGUAGAGAGUGGCAGUGUAUACAUAAUAAAUUAGUUUGUGACAAUCUAAGACUUGAGAUCAGCUGGGCAGAUAUUAGGGUCCAUUCGACUAGUGUUCCUUAUAUUAAAUCUAAAAAACCUGAUGUACGACAUUACUGUUAUCAUGAUAGGUCCUCACUAUGUGGGCUGAUAGGCUGUUUUUUGGGCAAUCUUUUGUUCAGCUUUUGGCAAAUCUGAUCCAUUAAAAUAUAGAUGAGGUUUGCUAUAGUCCGUGCAUUAAUGUUGACAAAAAGUGGUAGCACAAUAUAAUGAUUUUGCGUUUUUCAAUUUUUUCAAAAAUGAAUAUGUAAUAUACAAAAAAAAACACCCUUGAAAGCAACAGGUAAAUGUUGACAAGAAAAUAGAAUAAUUACAAUAGCAUAAUACAACUUCAAAUAGAAGACUAGGUUGUCAGAAAUGGAAAAAAUAUCAUAUUAGACGUCCAUGGUUUUGAUAAUAGUAACGAUUUGUUGUCUAAACCUAAAUUCCACGUUAAUUCUAAUCCCGGUAAGAUGAGUUAACUUGUGUUGGCAUAUUUUAUAGCGCGUAUCAUUGGAUACAGUGGUUAUGACUAGCAUGGUUUUGUAUGCCGAACGUUUGGAAGCGUAUAGCAUCUCCUGUGGAAUAUGAAAGUUUGACAGGUUUGAUGAAAGCUUUUCGUGCAUUGUUUGUCGUUGUUCUGUAAUUACAUAGGUUAAAAAAGUGUAUUUCGAUAUGCAGUUGGAAUAAAUUCAUCAAUUAUUCAGUUCGUUCGUUCCGUACCAUUACAUUUUAUUUAACUGAUCUAACAUUGUAACAUUUGCGCUAGAAGAAGUAGUGACCCAUGAGCUUUGAUUGACCUUAAUAUGCAAACCUAUUUUUUACGGUAGAUUACUUGACAAGCAUGUACGUACGCUGCACAUAUUAUUAUUCACCAAUGCUGUUCGUAUGACUGUUUUCGCUUUUUGCAUUUUUUUGAAUUUUUGUUAAACACAAAAUUUUUAACCGAAGUCUGUCACCUUCUCCGAUUUUUUGUAUAUUUAUUUUUCGUUUGUUUUAAUGAACACUUUAUUUUUGAAAAGAGCAACUAUACAAAAGUUAUAUUUCACUUCAGAUUUCUUUCGUUAAACUUUUUUUGCGAACACAUUACGGUUAGUAGCAUUUGUGCGCGGUCAGUUAGUCUUUUCUUUUUAUAAAAUAACAACAUGUAUUA
This is a messenger RNA of Varroa destructor (honeybee mite), 4238 nucleotides long. Its product is annotated as transcription factor kayak-like. Gene Ontology annotation, biological process: regulation of transcription by RNA polymerase II. Gene Ontology annotation, cellular component: nucleus. The record is from RefSeq and is a predicted model, not a curated record. Gene Ontology annotation, molecular function: DNA-binding transcription factor activity, RNA polymerase II-specific; RNA polymerase II cis-regulatory region sequence-specific DNA binding. Lineage: Eukaryota; Metazoa; Arthropoda; Arachnida; Mesostigmata; Varroidae.